AUGACUGAACCUAAGGUAGCUUCUAUUGAUUUUCAAUUAAUUAGUAAUUCUCUUAGAGAAAUUUAUUUUCCUUUUCAGAUCCGCUCCGAAUCUCUGCCACCGCAACAGCCAAUCUGCACUCUAGCCAUAUCCCUUCCGGAAUAUACUGGUGAAGCCCCACCUCCUCUUAUUCAGAAGGAUACAACACCAUUUGAGGUGAAGUACCAGGAAGCUUUGAAGAAGGAACUUCCUGAAUAUGUCCAUCAGAAUGUCCUAAAAGGCGUGGGAGCCGAUUGGCAACGAUUGGCACGAGCUUUGGAGCUUCCCCAUAGAGAUAUACAAUUUAUCCGCCAGAACUAUCCCGGAAAGGAAAUUCAUAACGUCCUGAAAAUUUGGAUUUACCUGAAGAAGGAAGAAGCGAGUCCUGAACGUUUGGAUAAUGCUCUACGUAGAAUUGGACGUGAUGACAUUGUUAGGAGCAUUGCACAUGGUGAGCCGGAUUCGUUGAGCUAUGGAAACGGUAGCGAUUCACCGUCAAGUAAAAGAUUUGAACCUGCAAAGCACGUGGAGCUGCCUGCAACUAUUCAUAAUUUGAUGUUCAACGUUUUCAGAACAUAUGAUGCAGUGCCAGCUUCACCGAAACGUAUUGAAGAGAAAGAACAACAAAAAGAACGAGAAAAACCAAUACCACCAGUGCCACCACCACGUCGUGACAAUCGAGAGGCUGUACGAGCUCCAGGUCACGAGGUUCACGAAUUCCGCCACGAGGAAGCCACCAUUGAACAUCCAGACAGGGAAGCUUCACCUGGUGGAUCCGCCGGUAUAGCGUACACUGCCAAGCUGCCAACAGCACAUGUAGCUGAACCAAUUGUUGAAGAACCGGAAACAACUCAGGUGGUACAACCUGAAGAAGAAGAAUCAGUAUCUGAGGUACGAACAGUUGUACGAACUGAACGACACGUUCAUGACACAGAAGAAGGCCCUAUCGUUGAGGAAAGGACCAUUACGACGACUUAUGAAGAUGAUGUAGCUGUCAAUGAACAUGUUGUGGAUCGAACAGUACCUCUGAAUGAUGAAGAGAAACAAAAAUGGGAAGAGCUGAAUCGUCUUGCUGGUCACAAAGCCUAUGUAGAAGAAGAACAAGAGCCAUUACCAGAAGGAAUGGCCCAAGAAGUUGAAACCGAAAAAUACACAGAACCUGAUGGAACAGUAGUGACGACGACUACAAUAACAAGUCAUUAUACUGCUCGUAAGUUCUAUUUUUUCGAAUUUUUGGUUUUUAUUUUCUGA
Messenger RNA from Strongylus vulgaris, 1269 nucleotides. Lineage: Eukaryota; Metazoa; Nematoda; Chromadorea; Rhabditida; Strongylidae. The record is from the annotation of a GenBank genome assembly.